Messenger RNA from Colletotrichum lupini, 345 nucleotides. RefSeq lists its product as uncharacterized. The transcript has 2 exons. NCBI's taxonomy places the organism in Eukaryota, Fungi, Ascomycota, Sordariomycetes, Glomerellales, Glomerellaceae. The record is from RefSeq and is a predicted model, not a curated record. The coding region runs from base 1 to 345 and encodes 114 amino acids.
AUGUCCGACAACCAUCCAAGGCCGAACAUGGUUCCCCAUACGAGCGAUGGCCACAACGAUGAAAUACCAUCUUUGAAUCAAAAGGGUGACUUCGUCGCGAUAGGCUCAACAUCCUAUGUUGAGCGUUUGCCAAAUGGCACUAUCAUCAAGACGGCCUGGCCCGGAGGCGACCGCGCCCACCAGCGACGCCGCGAAAUCGCUACAGAGGCCGAGAUAUACGAUCGACUUGAUGACAGUCUCUAUCUCAAAAUCAUCGACUUUUCUGGGUCAUCCGUCGACAGCUCCCACACUAAGAUCAACCCUGGGACUCAAUACGCAGCCCCUUUACCAGACCGCUCCUUAUAG